Zingiber officinale is the source of this 621-nucleotide messenger RNA. RefSeq lists its product as uncharacterized. Bases 1 to 621 code for a protein of 206 amino acids. The record is from RefSeq and is a predicted model, not a curated record. Lineage: Eukaryota; Viridiplantae; Streptophyta; Magnoliopsida; Zingiberales; Zingiberaceae. The transcript has a single exon.
AUGGAUCCGUCGGUGGCGAAGCGGAUUUGCCACAUGAUACGAGCCGCCUACUUCAUGAUCCUCAAGGGCUUGAUCAGCAAGCCCAAGCUCACGAUCCACCUCCACCUCCUCCUCAGGCGCGGCAAGCUCGCCGGGAAAGCACUCACCAACUCACUCCUCCUCCACCGCCGCCGCCACCAUCUCUCCAGCGCCGACAUCACCGGCCUGUCGGACUUGAUCUCCUUCUACGACCCUGGAGACGUGGAGUUCAGCUGCGACAACACGCCCUCCCCCGCCUUCUCCUUCCUGUCCGCUGCCAAGCGCCUCAAGAGUAGUCGGCGCGGCCGGCAACAAGACUUCGCCCUCGACGUCCACCUGGCCGCUGCUCUGGCGAAGGAGCUCGAGGUGCUGGGAUCGGCGUCGCCUGUGCCUGCAGGAUGGAACCAGAGGAGCCCGGCGCCGCCGCAACUGAGGGUAACGGACUCGCCGUUUCCGGAGACGGAGGACGAGGUGGAGGAGGAGGAGGAGGAGGAGAAGGACAGCGACCGUGUGGAUCGGGAGGCGGAGGCGUUCAUUCGGCGGUUCUACGAGCAGUUGCGCCUGCAGCAGUGCGUCGCCACGGCGACGCCGGAUCGAGUUUAA